Molecule: messenger RNA, 1542 nt
Organism: Neolamprologus brichardi
Lineage: Eukaryota; Metazoa; Chordata; Actinopteri; Cichliformes; Cichlidae
Gene: msrab
Product: methionine sulfoxide reductase Ab
Biological process (GO): cellular response to oxidative stress
Cellular component (GO): cytoplasm
Molecular function (GO): peptide-methionine (S)-S-oxide reductase activity
Source: RefSeq, a predicted model, not a curated record
GCUAUGGAGGCAUGCCGGAAGACUCGGGCAACCUCACAGUUACGCCCUCAAAUACAAACACAGAUCGUGUGGCUCCUCGUAGUUUACGUGUGCUUCGCUGUCGCUGAAACAAUGAGCGAUAAAACAUUUGAUAAAACUCAGAUGCCGAGAAGAGAGGCCGCGCUGAAAGGAAGGGAGGAGAAAAUGGUCGUGGCAGACAAGCAUGCAGUCAAUGGGAAUCCAACUGUGGAGCCUUUCCCAGAAGGGAUGGAGACCAUCAUGUUUGGAAUGGGCUGUUUCUGGGGAGCCGAGAAACUUUUCUGGCGACUUCCGGGAGUCUUCUCCACACAAGUGGGCUAUGCAAGUGGCUUCACACCAAACCCCACUUACGAAGAGGUCUGCUCAGGUCUGACAGGUCACACCGAGGUGGUGAGAGUGGUGUUCUCCCCCCAAGACAUCAGCCAUGAAGAACUGCUUAAACACUUUUGGGAGAACCACGAUCCAACACAAGGUAUGAAGCAGCACAAUGACCAAGGUACUCAGUAUCGUUCAGCCAUUUACACAUCCAACCCCACUCAGCAGGAGAUUGCGCUGAAGAGUAAAGUGGCCUUCCAGCAGGAGCUGGAGAAAAAAGGAUAUGGUCCCAUUACAACUGAGAUUCUGGUUGGGCAGCAGUUUUACUACGCUGAGGACUAUCACCAGCAGUACCUGAAGAAGGUACCUAAAGGCUACUGUGGCCUCAAAGGCACCGGGAUUUCCUGUCCCAUCGGCGCCAGAAAGGAUGAACUGUGAGCCACGUGUGGUGAGAGAGGGAAAAUACUCAGCUCGCAGAAUAUGUUUAUAGGCACUAAUUUCAUUGUUCGCAGUCCAUGCAUCUAAUUUAUUUUCUUUUUCUUAUAAAUGGACUGUAUCUACAAUGCAUCUGUCUUUAUUUGUAAGAUAAUAACACAUUAGUCAACAUCAUUACUGAGCCCCAUAUCUGUUAUAAGCUUCAGUAAUUCCUGGCUGCCUGCCAGCUCUGGAGAAUACAUACAUGUUUAAAACAUUUUUGAGAGAUUUUCUAAAUAAAACAAAACAAAACAAAAAAACCUCGAAAAAUUUGGACAGCAAUGACAUAAAAUAAAUGUUUAAAAGCUGCAUAAAAAUGAAUUUGAAACAUGAUUGAAUUUUGUAUUGCAGUGCUCUUUUUGACUGCAGUAACUAACAGCUUCCAGAGGGUGGCGAGAUUUCACAAAAGAAAUCCAUACGUUAUGUAUAAUAUACAUAUAAUGUGGGAUGAUAUUGCAAAGGAAAGGUGUCUAAACAUUGUCUUGGUAAACUGGAAGAUGAAACGGUUUUCUAGCCUGAUCCGUGUAAUCCGUCUCACCUCCAACACUGCCACAGCACUGUGACAAAGCGAAGUUUCUUAUACUUCUUAGCAGGCAAAGACACCAAUACCAGCUUGAUUUUAAUGCUGUUUUUCUUUAGUUUUUAACUUUUCUAAACACUGCAAUUUAUUUUCUUAUUGCUUAUUGCCUUUCUUAUUAUUACACUGGAAAUAAAAAUGUUUCUCCUCCUACCUUA